Molecule: messenger RNA, 2081 nt
Organism: Nicrophorus vespilloides
Lineage: Eukaryota; Metazoa; Arthropoda; Insecta; Coleoptera; Silphidae
Product: organic cation transporter protein-like
Exons: 5
Coding region: 464-1960 (498 amino acids)
Biological process (GO): transmembrane transport
Cellular component (GO): membrane
Molecular function (GO): transmembrane transporter activity
Source: RefSeq, a predicted model, not a curated record
UUUUUCUAUAUAUAAAAUUUUAAACGAAGGAAGAAACUUUGUCGGAUUUCUAAACCGUUCAAUUUUCACUUUCACUUGACGGAAAUCAAUCGAAAUCCUUUCCAAAAAUCUCUCUCUCAUUCUCUUUCCAAUUUCAUUUUCGUUGUCCGCGAGAAGAAGUUAAAAAUGUAAAACAUGUGAACGCUCUGGGAUGUCCGAUGUUGAUGAUGGUGAUAAUAGUAGGACAGUGAUUAGUGGAGGUAGAUGGACUCGCACUUUGUAGCCAGCAUUCAGUUGCGCGACGUUCACUUGUAAAGUGUGGACCGCGAGUGAAACACGCGAAACUUAGUUUUGAUCGUAGCAAUCAUCUUCUGGUUUUUCUUUUCUUUCUUCUUUUGUUUUUGAAAGGAAGAAGCAAAAGUCGCGUCAAAACGACAGAUCGUGAAAUUUUCAACUUCUUCUUUGCACAGGAAUUCCAAUUAGCAUGGCUGUGACGAAAGAUGAAGGGGACAUCAUCCAGAGGUCGAUGGGAGUGUUCGGAAAAUGGCACUUCUGGGUCUGCAUUGUCAUCUUCCUCGUCAAAUUCCCGGUGGCCUGGCAUCAGCUGAACAUCGUCAUCGUAGCGCCCACCACGAACUUCGACUGUUCCAAUGAAACAAUCGACAAAUGCUCCUCCGAUUGUCCCAGUCAUGUUUUCGAUAGGAGGAUCUUCACCGAAACCAUAAUUACGCAAUGGGAUUUAGUCUGCGAAGAUGCUUACUUAACCAAUAUAGCGCAGACGAUGACGAUGCUGGGAAUCUUGGUCGGCAAUGUCCUCUUCGGAUUUUGGUCAGAUAGAGCUGGUCGUAGGAUGCCCAUGGUAAUAGCCGUGAUAAUCCAGGUUGUAACAGGAACUGCAUCUGCUUUCGUACCAUGGUUCUGGUUCUACUGCGUGCUGCGUUUCGUGGUAGCAGUAGCAACUGGUGGCACAAUGAUAACGAGUUUCGUGCUGGUCAUGGAAUUAGUUGGAACGAAGUGGAGGACAACCGUUGCGACUCUUUACCAGAUCCCAUUCAAUUUGGGUCAUCUUCUGCUCGCCGUCUUCGGCUACUGGAUUCGCGACUGGCGCUACUUCCAAUUGGCCAUAUCGAUUCCCUCCGUCGUCCUGAUCUCCUACUACUGGAUCCUGCCUGAAUCGCCGCGCUGGUUGCUAGCAGUCGGCAAGACGGAGAAAGCUAUCAAGAUCCUGGAGAAGGCCGCCUAUCAUAACAAACUCCCGACGGCAGGAAUCGAGGAAGACGUCAAAUCUUACGCGGAGAAGAAGAGAAAUGAACCGAAGGCCGGUGGUAACAUCGUCGAUCUGUUCAGGACGUCAAACAUGAGGAUCAAGACGUUAGCAAUCUGCUUCAACUGGGCCGUCACCGGUCUUUGCUUCUUCGGGGUGAGCCAGUACAUCGGGUUGCUGCAAGUCGGCGAUAUGUUCGUGAACAUCGCCAUCUCGGCGGCAAUCCAGGUGCCCGGCACUCUGAUCUCAAUCGUGGCUCUGGAGAAGCUGGGCAGAAAGAAAACGUUGAUACUCUCGAAUUUGCUCGGCGGUAUUCCCAUGCUCCUGAUACCCGCCUUCCCUGUGAAUCAUUUCGCUACACCUUACAUGGCCGUGGUUGGGAUGCUCGGAUUAUCAAUCGUUUUCCCAACGGUCUACAUCUACUCCGGCGAGCUCUUCCCGACGGUAGUCAGGAAUGUUGGCGUGGGAACGUCCUCGAUGUGCGCCAGGAUUGGUUCUAUCAUCGCCCCUUACAUAAGCACCCUGAACCUGUACACCGCCGCCUGGGUAUCACCCGUCAUCUUCGGCAUAUUGCCCAUUCUCUCCGCCGUCGUCAGCUUCUGGUUACCGGAAACCUUGAACUGCAAACUUCCGGACACCAUCGAGGAAGCGGAGUCAUUAACAAGGGAGAAGAAAGUGCCAGUCCAGAAGGAGACGGAAACGGAGACGAGUAAAUAACCAGCAAAAAGCAUCUGUGAUACUAGAUUAGAUACUCAAUCCCCACACUGUAAUUAUUAACGCUACUUCUGCAGCGAAAUCUACAAACAUUUAUGUAAUUAUUAAAUUAUUUUCACUCUGC